Messenger RNA from Propithecus coquereli (Coquerel's sifaka), 1608 nucleotides. It is a transcript of the gene SLC35A5, whose product is annotated as solute carrier family 35, member A5. The record is from RefSeq and is a predicted model, not a curated record. The coding region runs from base 232 to 1506 and encodes 424 amino acids. The transcript has 7 exons. Gene Ontology annotation, molecular function: pyrimidine nucleotide-sugar transmembrane transporter activity. Gene Ontology annotation, cellular component: Golgi membrane. Gene Ontology annotation, biological process: pyrimidine nucleotide-sugar transmembrane transport. Lineage: Eukaryota; Metazoa; Chordata; Mammalia; Primates; Indriidae.
GUUGGGUCUGCUCUUUCCCUGUCAGGACGCUAUCGUGCUUUUUGUUCCGCACCAGGAGGGUUCGGGCCAGGGGCUUUUUCGCCUUUGUUUCCCACCUUAGUUUCUCCGCCUAUGGGCCCUAAAAGAUACUGCUGCUACCGCGGAACUAUACAGUUCUUGUCUCAGCUCUAGGAUGUACGUUCCGUCACUAGAAGCUCUUCUGAGGGACAGAGGCAAUUAAAAAACAGUGGAAUGGAAAGAAAGUGCUGUAGUCGUCCUAUGUUAUGCUCCUUGUCAACAAUGUACACAUUCCUGCUGGGUGCCAUAUUCAUUGCUUUAAGCUCAAGUCGCAUCUUACUGGUAAAAUAUUCUGCCAAUGAAGAGAACAAGUAUGAUUAUCUUCCAACUACUGUGAAUGUGUGCUCAGAACUGGUGAAGCUCGUUUUCUGUGUGCUUGUGUCAUUCUGUGUUAUAAAGAAAGAUGAUCAAAGUAGAAAUUUGAAAUGUGCUUCCUGGAAGGAAUUCUGUAAUUUUAUGAAGUGGUCCAUUCCUGCCUUUCUUUAUUUCCUGGAUAACUUGAUUGUCUUCUAUGUCCUAUCCUAUCUUCAGCCUGCCAUGGCUGUUAUCUUCUCAAAUUUUAGCAUUAUAACAACAGCUCUUCUAUUCAGGAUAGUGCUGAAGCGGCAUCUAAACUGGAUACAAUGGGCUAGCCUCCUGAUUCUAUUUUUGUCUAUUGUGGCCUUGACUGCUGGGACUAAAACUUCACAACAUAACCUGGCAGGUCAUGGAUUUCAUCAUGAUGCCUUCUUCAGCCCAUCCAAUUCCUGCCUUCUUUUCAGAAAUGAGUGUCCCAGAAAAGACAAUUGCACGGCAAAGGAGUGGACUUUUCCUGAAGCUAAGUGGAACACCACAGCCAGGGUUUUCACUCAUAUUCGCCUUGGUUUGGGCCAUGUUCUUAUUAUAGUCCAGUGUUUUAUUUCUUCAAUGGCCAAUAUCUAUAAUGAAAAGAUAUUGAAGGAAGGGAACCAGCUCACUGAAAGCAUCUUCAUACAGAACAGCAAACUCUAUUUCUUUGGCAUUCUUUUUAAUGGGCUGACCCUGGGCCUUCAGAGGAGUAACCGUGAUCAGAUUAAGAACUGUGGAUUUUUUUACGGCCACAAUGCAUUUUCAGUAGCCCUUAUUUUUGUAACUGCAUUUCAGGGCCUUUCAGUGGCUUUCAUUCUGAAGUUCCUGGAUAACAUGUUCCAUGUCUUGAUGGCCCAAAUCACCACUGUCAUCAUCACAACAGUGUCUGUCCUGGUCUUUGACUUCAGGCCCUCUCUGGAAUUUUUCUUGGAAGCUCCAUCAGUCCUCCUCUCUAUAUUUAUUUAUAAUGCCAGCAAGCCUCAAGGUCUGGAAUAUGCACCUAGGCAAGAAAGGAUCCGAGAUCUAAGUGGCAUUCUUUGGGAGCGUUCCAGUGGGGAUGGAGAAGAACUGGAAAGACUUACCAAACCCAAGAGUGAUGAGUCAGAUGAAGAUACUUUCUAGUUGGUACCCACAUAGUUGGCAGCUCUCACAAACCUUAUUUUCACAUUUUCAGCAUUUGUAAUAUUUAUCUUUUCACUUUGAUAAGCCAGAAAUGUUUCUAAA